GCUUCUUCCGCUUACUAAUGCCUUCAAAAUCUAAUAGAGAUGGUAAUGCAUUGCACUCAGCGCCAGCCCUGGGCCUCAGCUAGGUCAUUCAUUUCUUCCCUAACACCUUUAAAUGACUCGUACCUUCAACUUACUUACCUUGCUUCCCUUGCUUACUACCAAUCACCAGUACUUGGCGCAGGGUGACCCUUCAAGUUGUCAGCCGUGUGAUCAUCAAUAUUCGGAGACAGUGAUUCGUGACGCAUGACGAGUCAAAUGGAGAAGUGCGAUGCCACAGCAGCCCACCUCUCACUCUUUGAAUCCGCCAUUUGAUCUGCAUAAUUUCAUGUCGGGACUAGAAGAAUCUCUUUACGCUCUUGACUGGAAUGACAUCAUAUCAGUUGCAAUCAUUACCCUGAUAUCCUAUGAUUACAUCCUUCAGUUCGAGAAAGAGGUCACGUUUGUUUGGGGAAGACGGUGGUCAGUGAUGUACAUAUCUAUACCUUGCUGUUCGAUAUUUUGGUAUUGUCCAUGCAACGUGCGUCGCGGUGGUUGUAUCCUUCAGAUGGUGCGUUGUAUAUUGAUGCUGACGUCUAGGAUUUGCGCCAUCUGGGGAGGUCUAAUUUACAUGCCUGAAGCAGUGAGUUAUGAUAUGUUUCUGUUCAUGAAAUGGAGUUUUUCUGUAUAUCUUUGCUUGACAGAAGUCAUUCUCAUCUGGCGUCUUUACGUCCUAUACAACCAAUCCAAGCUCAUACUUUAUCUUCUGCUGGGGUUGUUCUCACCUGUCGUCGUGCUCUAUAUAGGGGUGGAUAUAUUUUUAUGGAGUCGGCCCUCAGCGGUCUCAGUGGAAGAAAUAAUAAUAACUCCAACUAUCAAGUACUGCACCACUUUCUACCACAUCGGGCCCAUGCCUGCGCUAUAUGCUUCCGUCCCCGUCGUAUGCUAUGAUAUUUUCCUGGUUGUUCUCGCCAUUGCCGUCCUCAGGAAGCACCUGAAAGAACGAAAGGAGUUUAGAAUGAAGCCUAACACCUAUGUGGUAAUGAUCGUCCGAUAUCAUGCCAUAUACUUUGUUCUGAAUUUGGCAAGUCAAAUCUACUUGGCGAUAUCGUGGGCCAACCUUUCGACGGUGGUGCUGAAUCUCGCAAUAUUGUUCAAGGACACCACGCCAUUUAUCAUUGCGCCACGUCUUAUCAUCAGCAUUUGGGAUACGCAUGCCAACGACAAUUGCGUACAUCUCAGUACAAUGUUCGAGGAUUGUGUCUGUUUGAGUUCGCCACCGGAAUUGGAGCAGCCCGAGAUUGACCCCUGCGUAUGAUGUUCCGAAUUGAGGAAGGAGGUAGAGUGAGGUCUAUACUUGCCCCUAACUAGCGUCCGCCUCAAAUACCUAUUCAACUGAAUACUGUAAGGAACGUCACUCCGCUGGCUACGGAAUUCCCUUUGUGCUACCGGUUAUGGACUUAACUUCUACCGGUUCGAGUUACUACUCUACCGGCUAUGGAGUUCCCGUUAUACUGCUAUCAUAGCCACUCACUUAGAUAUAAAACCCUGUCCUUACUUUGCGUAUCUUUAGUGAAUUCACUCCCCCUCGUUCAUAUCUCAUCACUCGUGAUCCGAUGAUCAAUCCCUGUCGAACUCAUUAAGCAGCCUUACAAUAUUCGUCUCUAGAUUUAGUGGAAUUCGUGAAUGUAGAUUUCUCGUGGAUACAUC
This is a messenger RNA of Suillus subalutaceus, 1686 nucleotides long. RefSeq lists its product as uncharacterized. NCBI's taxonomy places the organism in Eukaryota, Fungi, Basidiomycota, Agaricomycetes, Boletales, Suillaceae. The coding region runs from base 269 to 1294 and encodes 341 amino acids. The transcript has 13 exons. The record is from RefSeq and is a predicted model, not a curated record.